Chaetomium globosum CBS 148.51 is the source of this 924-nucleotide messenger RNA. RefSeq lists its product as uncharacterized. The transcript has 4 exons. The record is from RefSeq and is a predicted model, not a curated record. Bases 1 to 924 code for a protein of 307 amino acids. NCBI's taxonomy places the organism in Eukaryota, Fungi, Ascomycota, Sordariomycetes, Sordariales, Chaetomiaceae.
AUGCCACCCCGAACGCUGCUCACCCUCCUAGCCGCCGCCAGCGUGCACGUGCACGGCGCCUCCAUCCUCAGCUGCGCCGACGUCGACUGCCCCAUCACCGAGGGCACCACGUCGGCGACCUGCACCGUCGCCGACCGCACCUUCAACGCCGUCGGCCUGACCAGCCUCGACGCGGGCGGCAACGACCGGCUGCGCGGCCUGUCGUGGGUCAAGGCCGUCGGCGCGCAGGACCACCCCGAGAACAGGACGCGCGUGUUCGACCCAGAGCUUCUAUCUCGGCACGCCGGGAUGAGUUUGACUUUGAGGAUACCGGAGGCGUGUGCGGUUUUUUUUACGCAGGUGUCGGAUGGGGUAAGGUUUGGGGAAGGGGAUCAAGGGAUUGCGCAGGGGACUUGUGGGGAUGCGCUGGGUGAUGCUUUUGCGGUGGGAGCCCAGUGGACGGGGAUUGAGGCGAGGCCCAUUAAUGGCGACGGCGCCCCUGAGGAGAUCGAAGACCGCCAGAACCGUACUACCAACUGCUGGCCGGUUCUCCCCAAGACCGACGACCUGACGCUGGUGCAGUCCGUUAUGACCCUUGGCGACUUCGACGCUUCGGUGCUGGUCGACAAUUUCUUCGGCAUCACCCCCAUCCUGACUGUCUUCUUCCCCGAGAACGACAAUGACGACGGCGACGACACCGACUCUGACAACUUGGUCACCCAGACCGUCGCGCAGCUGACGUGCAUCAAAGCCAUUGACAUGACCACCGCCAGCAACGAGACGCAGAGCCCGGGUGGCAACGAGAACGGCAAUGGCGGCAACGGCGGCAAUGGCGGCAACGGCGGUAACGGUGAUGAUGGCAACGCCGCUGGCCGGAUGGUGGCGAGCGGCUCCCUUGCAGCUUUGGGCGGCUUGUUGUCGGCGGCCUUGGUACUGCUGGCUUAG